CGCCGCGGGGUUGGUGGGUUGGGCUCGGGAGGUGCGGCGAGGAGGCGGGCCUGGCCCGGCGCGUGCGUCAGGUUCGGUAGCGCUGCGCGAGGGGCCGGGUAAAGUGAUCAGAAGCAGCAAUAGGAGAAAUGGAGAUGCAGUCAUAUUACACGAAGCUCUUGGGAGAGCUCAAUGAGCAAAGAAAGAGGGACUUUUUUUGUGACUGCAGUAUUAUUGUGGAAGGCAGGAUCUUCAAAGCUCACAAGAACAUUCUGUUUGCCAAUAGUGGCUACUUCAGAGCCCUAUUGAUUCAUUACAUUCAAGACAGUGGGCGACACAGCACUGCUUCUUUGGACAUUGUUACUUCAGAGGCCUUCUCCAUCAUCCUAGAUUUCCUUUAUUCAGGGAAGCUGGAUCUUUGUGGGGAAAACGUUAUUGAAGUCAUGUCAGCAGCUAGCUACUUGCAGAUGACUGAUGUGGUCAAUUUUUGCAAAACUUACAUCAGGUCAUCGCUAGAUAUUUGCAGAAAAAUAGAGAGAGAAGCUGCUUUCUAUCAGGCUGAUAGUGGAAGCUCUAGUUCUGCCAGAGAGGGCACUUCUUAUGGUACAAAGAGCCAGUGCUCUGCCUCCAUCUCUUCUCUGCAAGAAAAGGAAAGGAUUUCUGAUUGUCAGAGAGAUCCUCCCUGUGGUGAAUGUAGCAGCUGCCACCCAAUGGAACUUGUGGUGAGAGACCCUGUAAGCAGUGAUUCUCCAGAUGACAUUAAUUCUUCUCUGCCCAAAGGGGUAGUAGAACCAAAAGUAGAAUUUGAUUCUGAUGAAGUGGAAGUAGAAGUGGGUGAACGACUACAGCAGUAUCCAACUCCAUUAUCUCUUGAGCAGAUGGAAGAGGGGCUGCACAGUGGCCAGGCAAUGGACUUGGCCUGCAAUAACUACCAUAUGAAACAGUUCCUGGAGGCCCUGCUACGCAACAGUGCAGCUCAAAGAAAAGAUGAUGUGGUUCAUCACUUUGUUCGGGGCUUUGAGGGUAGGCCAGAAGAUGCAGGGGUGGCCAUGAGUUCCAUGAUGGACAUUCACAGCGACUGGUAUGGUGAGGAUACAGGUGAUGUGUUAGUUGUGCCAAUCAAGCUCCACAAAUGCCCGUUCUGUCCCUACACCGCUAAGCAGAAGGGAAUACUAAAACGGCACAUUCGCUCUCAUACAGGCGAGAGACCCUAUCCCUGUGAGACGUGCGGCAAACGCUUCACCCGGCAGGAGCACCUUCGGAGUCAUGCUCUGAGUGUGCACCGAUCAAACAAGCCAAUUAUCUGCAAGGGUUGCAGAAGAACGUUCACAAGUAGCCUAUCGCAGGGAUUACGACGCUUUGGCUUAUGUGACAGCUGCACUUGUGUAACGACUACGCAUGAGGAUUCAAUGCCCAUUAACCUCAGUCUGAUGGAACCUUCAUCAGAAGGUCAAGAAAAGGGUGAUACAGACAAUGAUUGGCCUAUAUAUGUCGAAUCUGGUGAGGAAAAUGAUCCAGCUGAUGACGAUGAUGCAGAUGAUAAGCAGGAGAUCCAUAGAAGCUUAUCAGACCGAGAGGCACUUAUGUAGUAACAAAAGGAGGGUGGGCAGAUUUAAAGUGUCUCCCCUGUGAUUGGUCAUUCUACAGCAGAAAACUGCAUAUUUAACCAGUUUUGUGGAACUGUGUGUUUUUAUUACUAAAUUCCAGUUUUGAUAGAACUGGUGGGAAGAACUGGAUUUUGGAAUAUUGAAAUAUUUUUUAACUUUUCAGUGCUGUGCACUAGAAUUCUGAGGGAAUUUCCUGUCCUGGGUGAGCAGAGGCUGUCUCCUUGCAAUCACCUGUUGUGCUUCUGUACCCUGGCUAUGAGGGAAGGAUAACGCUCUUUGCAGGUGAAGGAUCAUCAUGAUUGUUUGAUACUGAGUUUCCUCCCACAAUGCUGCCAUAGUCCCUCAAUCCUGGUCUCAAAGGGGCACCAUCAUCUUUCUAGGAAGAGAUGUGAAGAAAAUAAAUGUAGUUUUCAUCCUUAACCUUGGACUUCUCUAAACUAUUUUGCAUUCUCGUCCAUCUUAUGCUAGGAAAGUCCUAUCUGAAACUGUAAAUCCUAACUGUUUGUUUAAUUUUAAAAGUUUAGAAUAGGAUUUGACCUGGAAACUAUGGUAAAUUACCAGGAUAACAAAUAUCCUACAGAGGGACGCAAAUUCAGUAGAGAAUCUUCACACGUGUGUGUUUGUUCCUAUAUGUACUAUAGAGAGCAAGCUUCUAUUUUUGGGCAGUUUUCACUACAUUUCCAUCCCUGGAGAACAACAGAGCUUGGGCUAUGAUUCUUCUGGUCUAUCUUUAAUGCCCAUUAGACAGUAGUCCAGGCCUGAGAACUACACAGAAUACUUAUUCUAUGAUCUAGUAAAAUAGUGUCCAAAGUGCACCGGUCACUGAAGCAAGACUAAGUGCACUACCCACCUCUUUUCAUAGAAUCAUAGAACUGGAAGGGACCUCGAGAGGUCAUCUAGUCCAGUCCCCUGCACUCAAGGCAGGACUAAGUAUUUUUCAAUCAUUUAAAGUAGAAGUUAUAACCUAGCAAUCUACAAAAGUGGUUUCUUUGGUAGAUUCAGUAGUCAGAUUUACUGCUGAUCUAGCCGAAGUACAAUUCCAAAGAAAAAUCUGGGCUACGUAUAUAACACCAUCCAUGCAAACUAUUUUUCAAGAAGUCAGGUGAGACCUCUUGUAAAAUUAGAGACUUCCUGUAUGCAAAUCCCUUUUCCUAAUGAGUUUUCUUCUUAUGUAGUCAAAAAUAGUCUUUGGUGAUUCCUAUGAUGGUUUGUACCCUUUCAUUGUCUUAUGAAAUCAUCCAGGUACUGUCUCUUGUUAAAAUUCCAACUUGGAGCCUACAUUUUCCUGGUUGAAUAGAUACAAGUUGGCUUUUGAAGGAGGUGAGAUUACUUUACUUUAUUUAAUGUACCUGUCCAGUACCAAAUUGCUGUAAACUAUGAAAUUAGCUGGGAAACUGUAAAGAGCUCUUGGUAAGCUACUGCUAAAUUUAAGACUAAAGAAGAUACAAUACUGAAGGAUUCUGUGAAGUGAAGGUGCAUACUGUAUGUAGAUAGUACUUUCUAACUUUGUAAAUGUUCAGUGAAAAGCACUGUACUUGAGCCUCACUUUCUAGAUCAAGAGCUAGAACAGAAGAUUGCAGACAGACAUCACUGACAAAGAAGAUCGUCUCACUUAAAAAGACAGUUUUCAUUUCUUAUAUUUUACAGAAGACUUUACACUGAGCAAACAUAAAAUGGAACAUUUUUAUAUAAAAAGCAUCUGAUUUAAUCAGU
This is a messenger RNA of Dermochelys coriacea (leatherback sea turtle), 3299 nucleotides long. It is a transcript of the gene ZBTB8B, whose product is annotated as zinc finger and BTB domain containing 8B. The transcript is spliced from 4 exons. NCBI's taxonomy places the organism in Eukaryota, Metazoa, Chordata, Testudines, Dermochelyidae. Bases 129 to 1568 code for a protein of 479 amino acids. The record is from RefSeq and is a predicted model, not a curated record. Gene Ontology annotation, biological process: regulation of transcription by RNA polymerase II. Gene Ontology annotation, molecular function: protein binding; DNA-binding transcription factor activity, RNA polymerase II-specific; RNA polymerase II cis-regulatory region sequence-specific DNA binding.